Molecule: messenger RNA, 447 nt
Organism: Rotaria sp. Silwood1
Lineage: Eukaryota; Metazoa; Rotifera; Eurotatoria; Philodinida; Philodinidae
Source: the annotation of a GenBank genome assembly
AUGGGAUCGAGAUUUGUGGAUGUGAGUAAUAGUAAAGGUUUGAAACGAAAAGAAUGGUCUAAAAAAGCUCCAAAAUGGCGAAAAACUAUCCGUGGUUUAUGUCUCGAGGGUCGAUGCUCAAAUUUGGAAUGCGAAGCUCACGACCACAGCGUUAUUAUGCGCAUUGGAUACAAAAAAUUUGAUAUUUUAGCCGAUCCAGAUGAAAGUACAACAGUAUGUCCAAUAUGUGAACAGUUUGUUGAACCAAAAACAUGUGCCUUUAAUAAUUGUUGGUGGAGAUAUGAAGGAGUUCAACAAGCAGAAGCUGGUAGUGAUAAACCACCAAAAAAAUGUUCAAGUGAAUGGUUUAGAGUCGAUGAUGCAUAUCAUUAUUUUGACGAAGAAACAAAUGGAAUGGUUACAUGGAAGCGUCUUGUAGUUGAAGCUGUUAAGGACAAGCCUAUAUAA